Sparassis crispa is the source of this 729-nucleotide messenger RNA. RefSeq lists its product as hypothetical. Lineage: Eukaryota; Fungi; Basidiomycota; Agaricomycetes; Polyporales; Sparassidaceae. Bases 1 to 729 code for a protein of 242 amino acids. The record is from RefSeq and is a predicted model, not a curated record. The transcript is spliced from 2 exons.
AUGAAUCACUCCGUUUUCUCUAACAGCGACCUUUCUCAAUGGCUCGCCAGUCCUGAAUACCCAGUGUCGCGCUUGCUCACCAGCCACGGUGGCACUCGAUACAAGGCCCUGGUUUCGGAGCAGCUGUACCCCCCUGAGGUUUCUAAAGUCAUAUCCUACCUCCGUCGCAUGCCCAAGGGCAUAGAUCACGAGUCUCCACGUGUCGGUCUCGACUACAUUGAGCUGAUUUCGCACGAGAUCGAUCAAUGGAAGCUCACGCUUGAAGGCCAGGAAGAUUUGUCACGCCUGCACCGAAUGGAGCUCAACCUAGCUACGAGUGUCUGUCUACCAUGGAAAGUUACGAAAACUGGAGACAAAAAGAAACCGGAACUCAUCGAGUGCGAAAUGGACUCCUUUCUGUCUGAUUUCAGACAUUUUGAAUCCAUCGCUUCUCUUACCAAGGAUAUCGUCGAGGCUAUCGCCGCUAUCAUGGCAGACUAUCUUCAGCCAGGUCUGGAAGAAGAGCGCAAAUCUUUUCGUGGUCCUUCGCAGAUAAUACCCAUACCUACGGAGUCGAGAUACAUCGUAAAAGUUUUUGAUCUAUAUCGUCACGCACUUCCGACGGAGUCUGGUGAGGGUGUCAACACCCUAUACAAGAAGGAUGGGAUGGAGGAACAGAAGUUAUGGGUAUCGAGGCCCCUUCACCUAGCCGGUCUUUUCACAUGGCAGGUUGUUUGCAAGCCCCACUAA